ACACACACACACACACACACCAACUCGGGUGCCGUGCAGUGCGCAAGUAGAAGGGCCUCUUGAGCCCAUUUGAUGACAUACGCCAUGCCUCACCGCCAUGAACACCGUGACGGCGACCCUCACUACGACCUCGACUAUGGACAACGCCGCCCAACAUCACCAUCACGACACAGAGACGUCGAGGCAUUCGCCCACGCUCCCGUGCAGGGCCACGUCCACGAGGCCGGACUGAAUCCCAAGUCCGCCCUGACCCCUCGGUCCGAGCGCAGGCACGACAGCCGCCACGAGCGCGGCUGCUACCGAGAGCCGGACGGCCGUCGAGGAAGAGACGCCUUCGAUGGAAACUCUGUUGCCAACCCGCGGAGGCUCAGGUCGGCGGAGGGGCACAGGAGGCCCGAAACUCAUCAUCACCGCCCGCACCCACACCACCACCACCACCACCGUCGCCGGCACUCGAGCGCUGGAGGGUCUGCCCGGGACGCUUUCGUCGAAGCGGCAACUGCCGCGGCGGCGGCGGGCUUGCUAGAGGCAGUUCGGGCGCGGCACAACCCGAACCGGUCGACCCGCGCCGUUACGGCCGCCGUGGGUGCGGCCGCCGUGGACGUGCUCGUUAGCAAGGGGGAGUUUGGCAAGCGGGGCAGGCACAUUGCCGAGGGUGCAAUCGGUGGCUUGGCCGUCGAUCGUCUUGCGAAUGGGCCCUCAAAGGCGUCUUCACCUUGUUGAACUGCGAUUGCGACAUGAUGAUUGACACACAUCCUUCGGAGGCGCUGCGGAGUACCGGACUGGCUGGUCGGGAUGUGGGCGACGAGGAUUUGGAAAAUGUCUGCUCCUGCGACAACAACACCUACUACUACAACUACUACUAAUAGCACAACUGGGCCCCAGGAGUGUGACAGUCUUCUUCCCAACUGCUCCAUCGUGGAGCCUCAGCCGGACACGCCAGCCACCUCACCCUGGGCGAAGACGUUCGUCUGCCCCAUCGUGGAAUGCCGACACCUGCCAACCUCCAAUAGCUAGGCUUUUUAGACUUUAUUGUGUACCCGAAUCACGACAACGCCCUGCUGCCUCCCAAGCCAGAGGGAACACGUCUCGACAGCGAACCCGGCCGGUCCGGAUGUUCCGCCCAGUCGGUCCCCCCGUCGAGAGGCCCGGAGGAAGCAAGCAACGGUGGCGGCCUGGACUUCAGCCCGAGUCGCCGGCCGGACCGACCACGAGCGGGUCAAAGGUCGGGGGCCAGCUAUGUAGCGGCACGCAACAAAUUCCCAUUCCUCCACCCCCAGAUGAUCUUCGCUGCUGCCAAAGCCUUCGUCGCAAAGACGGCGAUGCUCCCUGUCGCGCCUCGACGGCGAUGGGAGCAACAGGUGGGGAUCGGGAGCGCCCAAGCGCGAAAUGAUGGCAUGGUGGUUUUGGUUGUGACCA
This is a messenger RNA of Purpureocillium takamizusanense, 1419 nucleotides long. RefSeq lists its product as uncharacterized. The coding region runs from base 73 to 723 and encodes 216 amino acids. The record is from RefSeq and is a predicted model, not a curated record. The transcript has a single exon. NCBI's taxonomy places the organism in Eukaryota, Fungi, Ascomycota, Sordariomycetes, Hypocreales, Ophiocordycipitaceae.